Fonsecaea nubica is the source of this 585-nucleotide messenger RNA. RefSeq lists its product as hypothetical. The transcript has a single exon. The coding region runs from base 1 to 585 and encodes 194 amino acids. Lineage: Eukaryota; Fungi; Ascomycota; Eurotiomycetes; Chaetothyriales; Herpotrichiellaceae. The record is from RefSeq and is a predicted model, not a curated record.
AUGCCUCUUGGGCUGGACGACGAUGAACUUGAAGCCUUCAUCGGCAUAUACAAAUUAAGACCAAGUUCAGAGACCAAGGACACCCAUCCCCCACAGCGGCAAAGACCCGGCAAAGAUUCUUGCCUCUCAUUGGCGACAAGGCCGUCGACUCGACAUGAUCUGUCGCGUGGUCGAGGAAGGGAGCAAGAAGAGAAAGAGUUACAGCAGCUCAGCCCAGUCAAAGAGGAAAGUUCCGACAGUCUCUUUAGUUCGCCUGUAACGGCCUCGCCCCGACCGAAAGCAACUAUCCACAGUCCGAGGGAGGGCAAAGGCGACACCAAGCGCUACAGUUUUCUACACUGUUAUGACGAAGGGCAACAGGAGCCUCGAAAACUGACCCACAGCGCUUCUCUCCCUCCUAUCUCAUCUCUCCAAUACCAGCCAACACCUACAAGAAGUACUUUCCGGGGGCAGUUCAGUUGGGCGGGCGAAUUCGAGAAGGAGCUGCGAGAUAUCGAAGUCCAACUCACCCGCAAGACCAAGGCGAGAUCGGCUGCUAAGUCUUCACGAACUCAUCGCAGUCUCAAACUCAGAAAGGGACCUUGA